This is a messenger RNA of Mucor mucedo, 598 nucleotides long. RefSeq lists its product as uncharacterized. Bases 171 to 500 code for a protein of 109 amino acids. The record is from RefSeq and is a predicted model, not a curated record. The transcript has 2 exons. Gene Ontology annotation, molecular function: transcription corepressor activity. Lineage: Eukaryota; Fungi; Mucoromycota; Mucoromycetes; Mucorales; Mucoraceae. Gene Ontology annotation, biological process: negative regulation of transcription by RNA polymerase II. Gene Ontology annotation, cellular component: chromatin; Sin3-type complex.
UUCCAAGCACGGCGACUAAUAAUAAUAAUAAUAAUGGUUCAGUUCGAGUGGUAGGUGAAUUACCUUCCCUUCUUUCGUCACCUCGUAGCUCUUCACCCUCUUUCAAUCCUCAGCAACAUCAUAGUAAUUUGACAAAUGGACAUGAACAUGGUCCUCCCGUCUUACCACCUAUGCCAUCACGUACUUCCACUCCACCUUAUAACGAACGUCGCAUCAGUAUUGUUCGACCUCCUUCACAACCACCCAACCCUACUCCACCUCCACCUACUGCACCUGUCACGACCUCUUCACCUGGUCCCACUUCUGCUUCUGCUGCUGCUGCUUCUUCUUCUUCUGCUGCUGCAACUACCGGUGGUGGUGGCGGAGGCGGAGGAUAUCGACCCUUGAAUGUGAGAGAUGCACUGACCUAUCUUGAUCAAGUCAAAGUAAGAUUUUCGGACCAACCCGAUGUAUACAAUCGAUUUCUAGACAUCAUGAAAGACUUCAAGAGCCAGGCGUAAGAUUGAUACACCUGGCGUGAUUGAACGCGUCUCAACUUUAUUUAAAGGUCAUCCAACAUUAAUUUCGGGAUUUAAUACAUUUCUUCCACCGGGUUAUC